UUUAGUAGGAUACAGGCCUGUAGAUUGAUAAGCUUCCAAUGCCGAGGUCCGUAUUCAUUUCAUUCCUUCAUUUCCAUCCCUAUCCCCAGUACCGCCGACCUUCGUGCUUGGUUUCUAGUCCACGCCGUGUUCUUUUUCUUCGUCGUCUCACAAGUAGCUGUGCAUCCACGUUUAGAACUAGUGGACCAGAAAUUCGCCAUACGUAGUGCCGAAUCAUUCUUAGCAUCAAGGUAGAUAGGGUAUACGAAGUUGCCGGCUGUAAGUAACCUACCGGUGGCAUUAGAUGCUCGGAAUCUACUGCUCAGGUCUAGUUAACAUAGUCACCACGGCACGUGAGGCAAAACACAGUACCGAUUGCCAUUCGCUGUUAGAGAAUCUACUGCCGAACGGCAUCCCCUCUGGGUCUGGCAUAUCUAGUGCCUUGAUAAAUUAUUAAAAUCCAAGGCGCCGUGUCCAGCGUCCACCGGCAGUGUCAGUGUCCGUGUCCGUGUGCAGAAUACUAGAGAGUAUUCCUUGUGAUCUCCUCUCCUCCGAGGGGCUGCAUGGUUACUUCCAUGUUCCAGACUCUGCUGGCUCGCCCUGCGUCGCGCAGCCAAGUCCGUGACUUUGAUGAUGCAUCCAAGGAGGGUUCUAAGACAGAGGCGGUGAAGAAGCAGGCUCCGUCGGCAUCAUCAUUGUCCGCAUCACCGUUUGCUAAAGUAGUCGCUACUUACGAGGACGAUGGCCUUAUUUGGAAUUGCGCGCUCGCUCCCCAUCCCACCGGCGAGGUGUCCAUGGCUCUCGCGGACGGCAACAUGGUGUGCGAGGACUUCAGCCGGGUGGAGAUAGGCGCGUUCGGAACUCUCGUUGGCGUGUUUGACGGCCAUGGCGGGCCGCAAGCCGCGCGAUUCGCGGCGGACAGCCUCCUCGCCAACGCGCGCCGCGCGCUCGGAACAGGCCCGUGCCAGGAGGCAGAGGCGCGAAGCCGGGGGGCAAGCGAGGGGGGGGAAAGCUUGCAAGAUAGCAGCAUGUGGCGCGACGGAGUAGGAGGGGACCCGCCAAGGCAAGGGGCAGCGGUGCAGACGCAAACACCAAGGGAGGAGGCAGCGGCAUCAGGAGUAGGAGCGACUGAAGCACAGCUGGUGCUUCCAGCUGCAGAGGCAGCAGCAGCAGCAGCAGCAGCAGCAGAGGCGUCAUCAUCAGCAUGUGACUCACCUAGGCCGGACUCAACAGAGCGCACGAACGAGCACAGCGAGGACCGCAGCAACGACUGCAUCAACGACCGUAUGAGCAGUGCCAUGCUAUCCGCGUUUGAAGCCACCGAAGCAGAGCUCCUCUCCUUUGUGCGAGCCUCCUGGCAGCACAAGCCCGAGCUCGCCAACUCCGGCUCCUGCGCCCUCCUCGCCUACUUCCCCGCCCAUGGCUCGUCUCUGGUUGUGGCGUCCCUCGGUGACUGCCGUGCCGUGCUGGGGAGGAGACGGCCGCUCGUAGGAGGCCUGCUGGAGAGUGCGCAGAGUGUUGUCAGUGGGAUGGGGAUGGGGUUGGGCCAGUUUGCUGGUGCUGGUGCUGGCGCUGGUGGCCGGAACAGCAGCAGUGAUCAUGGGAGCAAGAGUAGGGGGUGGAGGAGCAAGGGCGGGUUUCACAGCUGGGGGAGCAGCCCCAGAAGCAGCAAUGGUAGCAGGCACGGUGGCGGUGCGGGGAGGAGUGGUCUGGUUACGAACGAUAGUGGAAGCAGCGACAGCAGUCGCGCCAGCAGCGGCAGCUGGAGCAGUAGUAGGAGCGAGAGCAGGACCAGUGGUUUUGGUGGCACUGGUAGUGCUCCCAGUGCUUCUGCUGGUGGUAGUGGUGGGGCAAUGGGGUUUCUGAGCAGGUGGAUCGGGGGGGUAACAGCAGUGCCUUUAUCAGAGGAGCACAAUGCAAGCCAGGAGAGGGAGCGGCAGCGGCUGCAGCAGUCCCACCCCGACGACCCCACCGUCGUGAUGCACAGGAACGGAGCAUGGCGCGUGAAAGGAAUCAUCCAAGUGACACGCUCCCUCGGCGACUUCUACUUAAAGCACAAGGAGUUCCAGCAGCACCCGCUGGCCAAGCGCUUCCGCCUGGACCACCUGGGCCCGCCCUCGGUGGCGCUGCAACGGCCGCUGCUGAGGAGCGAGCCGAGCGUAGUGCAGGUGGCGCUCGGGGACGAGGACCAGUUUGUGAUCCUGGCAUCGGACGGGCUGUGGGAGCACAUGAGCAGCGCGGAGGCCGUCAAGAUGGUCAGCUCGCGACCCAGACAGGGCAUAGCGCACUAUCUUGCCCGCACGGCCAUAUCGCGAGCAGCUCGCAAGGUGGGGCUGAGCCUCCUGGAGCUGCGGCUGCUGGACCCUGUGCACCGGCGCAAGGUGUAUGAUGACAUCACUGUGAUCGUGGUGUUCCUGGUCAAGCACACCCAGGCAGCUACAGCUGCUGGUAAAGCUGAUGCUGCUGUGCGCGUGGAAUCUAGGAGCGCUGCCCCUUUCGCUGCUGCUGAUUCGCUUUUUGGAGGUGACGACCCUGUUGGAAGCAACAAGGCAGAGGGGGUUGCUGUCAAUGCAAGGACCACAAGUGCCAGCAGCAGCAGCAGCAACAGCAGCAGCAGCAGUGAGGGUAGCAGGGUUGGCAAUGGAAGCCGUGGGGGGGGGUGCGGGAAGGUCAGCAGCAGCGCCAGCAGCAGCAGCAGCACUGUCUCCAGUGAGAGCUUAUCACCGAGAUCGCCUCACCACCCUCCUCCUCCUGCUCCUCCUCCCUCUGCUGCUGACGCUGCGGUCACUUCCAACACAGUUGCUCGUUCCACGCUCAUCUCUGCUGCUACGGCCCCUGCUGCUCCUGCAGGUGAUUCCUUCCCUCUGGCCUCUGAAUCUCCCAGUGCUGCUACUGGUGAUUCCUGCCUUCCUGUGGUGCCAUCCUCCCAUCCUGCCCAUGUGGCCCUUGUGAGUCCAGCAGCUGCCCCCGAGGCAAGUGCGUUGAAGGCAGAGGCACCUUUGCAGGAGGUGAUGGCACGGGGCUCAGCAGCGAUGCUGACCAUCUGCAGUCGUUGGCAGUGAUGGUGACGAGGCAUGAGCCGAUUGUGUGUGGUGGUGUGAGGUGUGGAACAUGGGAGGGGUAAUUAGGGGGUUCUGGCUGUUCUGCUGUUCGUGAAAUUAUGGGUUGCGUGCAUGCACGGGCUUAUGGAGGGAGACAAUGUAAAGACCAUAAGUCUUUCUGCAUGGAUGGUUGGGUUGCUGUUUUUCCUUUUUUUAGAGAGUAGUAGCAUACGUGCAUUGCAACUAUGGAAGCAAUAGAUGCUUCUGUUAUGAAAAAUUACGUUUAAUAAUGUGUUUGUUCCUUG
This is a messenger RNA of Closterium sp. NIES-67, 3325 nucleotides long. Lineage: Eukaryota; Viridiplantae; Streptophyta; Zygnematophyceae; Desmidiales; Closteriaceae. The record is from the annotation of a GenBank genome assembly.